AUGGGGGUCAAACAACUCACAUCCCUGCUCGCCCGAUUCGCGCCCUCAAGCAUCACAGCCCCAGCAGCCACAGCCAUCCGCGGAUGGACGCUCGGCAUUGACAGCAACAUAUUCGUGCACCGAUUUUUCCGCGGUACCGAACGGUCGCGCGACUCAGAACGUCGCCACCUACAAGGUAUGUACAACAUGGCGAUGCACUUGCGGGAACAAGACAUUACGCCGGUGUUUGUCUUUGAUGGCAAUGAGCGCACAGGCGAUAAGCAAAUCGAGUACUCUAAGCGGAAUACUGCUCAGGCCAGGGUGGUGGAAGAGUUUGAGGCGGAGAUUCAGCGCACAUCGAGGAUUCUCGUGGCAGAGCGGAUCUGCGCGCGAUAUCUCCAGGAGGAAGAUGGCCGGAUUAGUGGCGAUCUCGGCGUUUGCACGGAUGCCAUCGGCCACAAUGCAAGGGGGUCUGGGUUCUCGUUUGAUCCGAUUUUAGAGAUCUCGUUGGACCAAAGCAGUAGCGAGUGGAAUCGCCAGAGCGAGGACAAAGUCCGGCAUUCUGCCGCACAACUUAGCGAUCGGCUAUCGCGGGAAGACGCCGUUGAGAUGCUCGAGGAUCUGGCUGCGCGCCUCCAGGCGAAGCAGCGAAAACUGGGGAAGAAGCUGACGAUCAGCGAACGGCUGGACCGGCUCGAGCUGAGUACCUGGGAGCUGCUGCUCUACCAGCUAGGCGCCCGUGACAGCAUCCUCCCAGAGCAGCUUCUGCAGAUAGACCCCACACAUUCGACACUGCAAUCACUGCGGCGGUUCAGCGACGAGCGGCUGCAGGCCCUACGGCGCCGUGCGCAGCCGCUGACAUAUGCGCACAUUGACGAGUGCCGCCAGCUGGUGGCCGCCCUGGGCUUUGCCACGUAUACAACCGAUGGACCCACGGAGUCCGAGGCUGUUUGCGCUGCGCUGACCCGCGCCGGCGUCUGUGAUGCCGUGUGCAGCGAGGACCUCGACGUGCUGGCAUUCGGCGGCCCCCGGCUGCUUCGUGGCUUUGGCGUCCCCAGGCAGCAGCAGGCGGGCCAAAUGAUGCUCAUUGACUUGGCCGCGGCCCUGGACGAGCUGCGACUGUCGCAGGCGGCCUUUGUUGAUUUGUGUAUUUUGUGCGGCACGGAUUUUGCCUCGACCUUGGAGGGCGUCGGCCCGGUUACUGCGCUGGAGCUUAUGCGCAGCUUUGGCUCCAUUGAGAACAUUUUGGCGACUGGCAAGUACCGGACGAGAGACUUUUUCUGCUAUGAGCAGGCGCGCGCCAUUUUUGGCAUGCCUGUGGAGCUGCCGUUUGUGUCCAGGGCAGAGGUCCGUCCCAUGGCUGAGUCGCCGGCAGACGUCCUGGAUGCCCUGCUGCCGCUGAGGGCCGGCAGCGGCAAGGGCGGCGCCACACAGGACGGCUGCGAUCCCUUUGGCCAACCCAUCCUGUAA
Kickxella alabastrina is the source of this 1449-nucleotide messenger RNA. RefSeq names its product PIN domain-like protein. Bases 1 to 1449 code for a protein of 482 amino acids. Gene Ontology annotation, molecular function: DNA binding; 5'-flap endonuclease activity; 5'-3' exonuclease activity. The record is from RefSeq and is a predicted model, not a curated record. The transcript has a single exon. NCBI's taxonomy places the organism in Eukaryota, Fungi, Kickxellomycota, Kickxellomycetes, Kickxellales, Kickxellaceae.